AACGGUGUCUGGAGCCUGUCGGUGCCGCCCAGCACAGACGGCCCCGCUGCUGUUCUGCUUUAAUGGGCAGCAGUGGACACAUGACGCACUGCUGUCCUACAUACGAUCACGUAAUUGUGUAUAAUCCAAGUGUAUUUUUACACACAAUAAAGGCAGCUUUCACAGCGGCUCGUGUCUGUUUCACGCUUUAGUAAAGCCGCCGGUGUCGGUGCGUGAGCUGCGCUGUGCUGCUUCCUCCAGUGGGCGGAGUAGCGGGCUCUGCCUGGCCGCGCAGCGCUGCGCUCUCUGCCGUGCAGUUGCCGUGAUCUCUUCACUCAUGCGGACCCAGCUGAAGCUCGUGGACUAGCCGGAGGUGAAGUGCUGGACUGAGUCAGACUGCAGUGGGCUGAGGCCGGUUGAACAUGGCUGCUAAGGAAGACCUCUACAGCAAAAUCCUCCCUCGGAGGCUCCGGCAGAACCGAGCGGGCUCGAUGAAAUGCAGCUCCAGCCUGGACGUGCUGCUGUCCAUGGGCUUCCCCAAACCAAGGGCACUCAAAGCUCUGGUGUCGACUGGAGGUCGGAGUGUCCAAGCAGCAUGUGACUGGCUGUUUUCACACGUGGACGACCCGUUCUUGGACGACCCGCUGCCGAGAGAGUACGUCCUCUACCUGCGACCCAGCGGGCCCCUUCAGAACCAGCUUUCCCAUUUCUGGCAGCAGAGCCGGAUCACCUGUGGCAAGAACAAAGCCCACAACAUUUUCCCCCAUAUUACUCUCUGCCAGUUCUUCAUGUGUGCAGACCACAAAGUAGAAGCUCUGUGCGAAGCCCUCCAGGCCAGUGUACAGCAGUGGCGGGGUCGGUUUCCCAGCCCGCUGCCUUUGGAGCUCUACACAUCUUCUAACUUCAUCGGUCUUUUCGUGGAGGAGCAGGUGGCCGAUAUCCUCAAGCUGUUUGCAGCUGACUUUGCUGCAGAGGCUGUCAGGAAGGCAGAAGUCCACGUGGAGCCUCACAAGAAGCAGCUCCAUGUAACUCUAGCCUACAACUUCCCCAGUGAUCACCUCCCCUCACUAGAGAAACUCGCUAAGGGCAUUGAAGUGAAGCUGGGAUGUGAUUGGCUGGCUGUUCUGUUCUCCCGGGACAUUCGUUUUGCUAACCACGAGACCCUGAGGGUGAUGUACCCCUACGUGCCACAGAACGACGAUGAGCUGGAGCUGGUUCCCGGGGAUUUCGUCUUUAUGUCUCCCGUGGAUCAGAACAGUACCAGCGAGGGCUGGGUGUACGGGACCUCGCUCGCCACCGGGCUGUCCGGCCUGCUGCCUGAGAACUAUGUGAGCCUGGCGGAUGAAUCUGACACCUGGGUGUUUCAUGCCUCCCACUCGUUCUUCAGCUGUGAGGCCAGUGACAAGGGCAGUAAAGACAGAGGCCUGUUCGAUGGACUGUUGGACAGCCGCCGUCCCGAUAGCACAAGUCCCGGGGACACGCCGUCCCUUAGUCUCAUCUGUCAUCCAAUGCAGCAGGUCCUGCGGAUCAGCGGGGGUCACUCUCGGCAACCCAAGCGGACUCUUUUCGUGUGCCGCCACGGUGAGAGAAUGGAUGUGGUCUUUGGCAAACACUGGCUCUCCCUCUGCUCAGAUAGUAAAGGUAGAUACGUACGUUCCAACCUGAACAUGCCUCCCAGUCUGCCUCUGUGGGGAGGACAGAGAGACUAUGACAUGGAUGCUCCCAUUACUGUGUUUGGAUCCACCCAGGCCCGGCUUGUGGGUGAAGCCCUGUUAGAGAGCAACACAGCCAUAGACUUUGUGUACUGCUCUCCCGCUCUGCGAUGUGUUCAGACUGCACAGAACAUCCUGAAAGGUUUACAGCAGGACAGCAAGCUGAAGGUGCGAGUGGAGCCGGGGCUUUUCGAAUGGACCAAGUGGGUGUCUGGGAGCUCGAUGCCUGCGUGGAUACCUCCCACCGACCUGGCUGUUGCACACUUCAGCGUUGACACAACUUACAGACCUCUGAUCCCAGUCAGCAAGCUCACUGUGUCCGAGUCCUACGAGAACUACAUGAGUCGGAGCUAUCAAGUAACCAAAGACAUCCUGUCAGACUGCAAAAACAGUGGAAACAACGUGCUGAUUGUAGCCCACGCUUCUUCCUUAGAGGCCUGCACGCGCCAGCUGCAGGGCCGCAGCCCACAGAGCGCCAAGGACUUCAUCCAAGUCGUCCGAAAGAUCCCUUACCUGGGCUUUUGCUCCUGCGAGGAGCAGGGGGACACGGGGGUGUGGCAGUUAGCGGACCCUCCCAUCCUCCCCCUCACACAUGGGCCAAACCACAGCUUUGACUGGAGGGAGACGCUCCUGCAAGAAUGAUGGCCUGAGCAGACCCUCUUAACCUGAUGAUGUACACACUCGGACUGCAGUGGCACAGCCGCCCCACCCCCACCCUUCCUCCAAAUACUGGAACUUUCCGCCCGUCAGCAGAGAGCACCUCGGCUCUCUGCCCCAGGUGACAACGUUUGGCAGCGUGUGUUCGCUCAACAUUAAGCACGCUCAAAUAUCACCCACCCAGUCUCAGGAAACGCAUCAGGAUCAUAAGACGGCGGUUCUCUAUUAAAAAUGACGUUUGAUUGAUUUUAGUGAGAACUCAGAAUUUGAUCUAUUGAGUUGUGACGUUAGCACGCAGUAGCAUUCUGGCUAUAGGUGUAAAUGUUUUUGCUCAAAGCGUGAAAUUACAAUCAGUUUUAAACACGCCGAUGUUUUUGUAGUAUUACAUUUGGACAGGACAAAAGAUUAGUUACAGUAGACUGACCUACAGUAGACCUCCAUUUACAGUAAGUCCAAAGAUUUCCCCUUGAAUGGGGAAAAGAAAGGCAUCAGAUACUGUUUUACUCCAACUUUACAAUAAACGACAUCAUUAAAAACAUGGCUUUAUGUAAACACAUGUGAACACUUUUUGUUCUGCAGUGGAGUUUCUCAAAGUUUCAUGAGACUGUGGGUUUGUAACCACGGAGCUCCCGAUCAGAACAACAGCGUAGUGUUAUUGGAGCUUUCAUGGAGUUGGCGUCCCGUGUCCUGCCGCUGCCACGUCACCAGCUGAGGUAGAACGUUUACGCCACACCUCGUAGUCUUCGUCACACCCUCCCGAUGCCCCCGUACAAUGCAUCCCCCCACUGUCGUCUCCAUAUGUAGCACACUGAGGACAGCGGUGUCUCUGCAGCAACGUCACGACCUGCAAUAUCGACAAUCACAAAGUAGCUUCUUAAUUCUGGUCCAGCAGCAGUUUGUUGUUCAGACGCUCUCAGCGAUCAGAAACGUCUUCCACUUUUAUUUGUAUUUAUUUAUAAGCCUUUAUUGUUACAAGCAAAAAUAAUAAAAACAGCAUGCAAGAACUUAUGCUCUGUAUCUCAGGUGUUGACUACAUUUAAGACACACACAGUGUGUGUGUGGUCUGAAAACUGUUCCACUGAUUGACUGUGAUGUUGCCCCUGUCUAAGAUUAAACUGAUGUACCAACUGCCAUCAGCAGCUGUAGCAGAAACGACGUAUUCACACAUCUGCUCCUUCAUCCCGCUGCGUUUGGGGAAUCCUGGCUCAUGCUGCCAAUGCAAAAUGAGUUCCCACUGCAAUGUAAUGCUGGCGUCUUCGUGCAUACUAGCAAAGUAGUCUGCGUUGUUCCAAGUGCAGAGCAGCUUCCAUUGCUAACACGAGAGCUAAGGCUGCGUUCACAUACAGCAUCAUGGUGUUCAUCACCAACGCCACAGGAAGAGCUCGACAGUUUGAAAAAAGGCUUCUCAGCGCUGAUCAUUUUAAAGGGUCUCUGUGUAGAAACGUGUGUGCGGAGAGUUCAGCCAAGACUCAACCAACGUUUAGGAGAACUGCUCCUUUAAAGAAGCAGUUUGGCACAGCUGGCAAGUGUAGCCGUUCCCUGCACUCCAGCUGCACGGCUGCCAUGUCUGCUACAGACAGAGCUCCACUCACAUCACAGGUAAAAGCAGCUGAAACCAGUACGGUGGAUAAAGAGAAUUCAAGACUAAUAACAGCAUUUGGUGAUUUAAUAACCUGUUAUAUGCUUGACUUGUUCUAAACUGUUUCUGUUUUGUAAACUGUAUCACUUUCAGAUUUUUAAACCGGGAUAAUCCCUGAUUGACUAGCAUUUCUGUCAAACUGUAAAUUAUGAAGAGCUAACAAUGAAUUUUGCUCUCGGAGUAAAGAAAGAAGCUGCAGGAACAUAUCUGCGUUGUAAAAACCGUAUGACCAGUCUGCAAUGAAACCUGUCAGUGAGAAGCAUCAGUCAGGAGGAACACAGCAGCGGCGACACGACGCGAUGCUCGAGUCAGUCCAUGCAGUGAAAACCUCACAUCAGACCCGCUAAGCACUUGUAGCAUUGCUGAGUUCAGUCACUGCACAGUGGUCACAGAUGCAAAUGUGUGAGGGAAGAGUCACUGCUCCCACACGAAUGUGAAAGUUUCGUCCUGUUUAAUAAACGUCAGACAUUCAGGAGCAACAUAAAGGCUUAAUCUGUGUGAGAAGUGACGAGGAAGAAACCAUGGUGUUCCUUUACUCUUUAUUUAUUGUCUGAUUAUAUCACCAGAUGUGUACAGCAAUUAAUUUAAAGAAAUGUUGGCCUGUAAUUUAAACUCUGUGUGUGUGUG
Molecule: messenger RNA, 4614 nt
Organism: Pundamilia nyererei
Lineage: Eukaryota; Metazoa; Chordata; Actinopteri; Cichliformes; Cichlidae
Product: ubiquitin-associated and SH3 domain-containing protein B-like
Exons: 14
Coding region: 402-2333 (643 amino acids)
Molecular function (GO): protein binding
Source: RefSeq, a predicted model, not a curated record